AAUUAGCGGGUCAUAACAGAGAGUAGAUAUUAAAUAGUGUUGCUAUUAUCCCGGAAUGGCCAAUCUGUCGAAUUUACCUAAUGAAAUUCUCAUUACAGUUCUUGAGAUUCUUGCUACCGUCGACCUUCAAUCGUUGAUCAUCUCACAGCUUACGAACAGACGAUUCCGUGAGCUAGGUCAAGAUGCCAUAUACAAUGUCCAAAGGAAAUCAGCCGUAAGCCAUGACGGCGAUACCGAAGACAUAGAAAUCAAUCCUUUUUGGAGAGACAAAUUCCAAGGGCUAUUUAAUACUGCAGACAGCUUCACACCAAAAGAACGGGGAAAACUGUCAUUUUUAACCCUAGACGGCGAUUAUACGCGGCCCUUCCGUAGACUUCCAUGGGCUCAACUCGAAAACAGGCGCGUUGCAUAUCUUCGACCAGAAGCGAGUUGGCGUGACAUUAGUCUUACCUUUGGGAAAGCCCCCAUCACUCACCUUGAUGUCGUCAAGGGUUAUUCAGGUUCUGGGGGCGAUCUGGUAGAUUAUUACCAACUAGAUCUGCCAUCAUCUGGUUUGACAAUGGGGCUCUUCUACGACGUCCUAUUGUGCGACAAAGCGACAUACCGCCAUGAAACAGGAAGCUGGGAACUGAUUGUUGGACGACGCUUGAAAAGUUACGACGUUUUAUCAGAAUACGAAUGUUUUAUACCGGACGAUAGGGACUUGGUGGAUAAAGAGGCACAUCAGGCUGCUAUUUUAUUUGUGCGGGGUGGACCUGUAAGGCGCCGACCCAGUGAGGUCGAAGGACAAGAUAGUUGGAUCGCCAGCAGUCAGACUAAACAACGGCUACUACCCUGGCAAGGCCCGAUCCAGAACUUUAUCUUCACGGGGUAUUACGACUAAAUGACCCAUAUAUAUUCGGAACACCUUGUCUGACGCUACUCCGCGGCAAUCGAGAUAUCCGAAAGCCAUUUCGUGCAGGAUUAGCGAAAUGAACCUACCUAUCGUAUACUUUUAGCAGCACGAACGAAGACACCUGUUCACUCCGAGGGUGUACGGCGUUUAUCUCUCAAAAUGCAUUAUUAAUGCUUGUAUUAUAAAUCAGU
Messenger RNA from Hypoxylon trugodes, 1086 nucleotides. RefSeq lists its product as uncharacterized. Gene Ontology annotation, molecular function: protein binding. NCBI's taxonomy places the organism in Eukaryota, Fungi, Ascomycota, Sordariomycetes, Xylariales, Hypoxylaceae. The transcript is spliced from 2 exons. The record is from RefSeq and is a predicted model, not a curated record. The coding region runs from base 56 to 883 and encodes 275 amino acids.